Rotaria sordida is the source of this 2794-nucleotide messenger RNA. NCBI's taxonomy places the organism in Eukaryota, Metazoa, Rotifera, Eurotatoria, Philodinida, Philodinidae. The record is from the annotation of a GenBank genome assembly.
UACACCAUCAAUUAUUAAUAUUCCUCCACAAUCAGCAAUUAAAACUGCUGAUCAUCCACCUAUUUAUUCAAAACAAUAUCCAGCAUCAUCUAAAGAUCAAGAAAUUAAAUUUCAAGAAACACAAAAAUUAUUAGAACGUGGUCAAAUUGAAGAAUCAACUUCACCAUGGUCAUCACCGAUCGUUCUUGUUAAGAAAAAAGACAAAACGAUGCGAUUUUGUAUUGAUUAUCGACGAUUAAAUGCUAUUACAAUUAAAGAUGCAUUUCCAUUACCUCGUAUUGAUGAAAUUUUUGAUCAAUUAUCCGAUGCAACGUAUUACACAAAAUUCGAUUUUAAAUCUGGUUAUUUCCAGGUACCUCUAUCUAAAGAGGACCGACCUAAAACUGCAUUCUCAACUCGUGAUAAUCAUUAUCAAUUUACAGUUCUUCCACAAGGAAUAACAAACGGUCCCGCAACAUUUCAACGUGUUAUCAAUCAUAUAUUAGGUCCUACACGAUGGAAAUAUGCAUUAGCAUAUAUUGAUGAUGUAAUUAUAUAUUCAAAAACAUUCGAAGAACAUUUAUCACAUCUCAAUGAAAUAUGUACAAUAUUAAAAAAUGCUCGAUUUCGUCUUAAUCCAGAAAAAUGUGAAAUUGCUCGAACACAAACUGAUUAUCUUGGACAUCGUAUACAAAAUGGUGAAAUUCGUCCAAGUCCUACCAAUAUACAUGGUUUACUAAAUACAAGAUUACCACAAACGGCAGAUGAAGCUUGUAAAUUCGUGAAAGCCGCUGAAUAUUAUAGAAAAUUCAUACCAAAUUUUUCUCUAAUCGCCGAACCACUUAGAAAAUUCGUACCAACUACUCGAACUCAACGAAAGAAAGGACAAAAAACUAUCAUCACAUUAACACAUGAAGAAAUCGAAGCCUUCGAACUACUUAAAAAUUUUCUUACAACUGAUCUGGUAUUACGACUUCCAAAUAAUAGAUUCCCUUUCAAAGUUCAAACUGAUGCAUCUGAUGAGGGAAUCGGUGCAGUACUAUUACAACUUUAUCCGGAUGGUGAUAGACCAAUUGCAUAUCUUUCAAAGAAAUUUACUCCAGCACAACGCAAAUGGUCUCCAAUGGAACAAGAAUGCUAUGCAUUUAUAUGUGCAUUAGAUAAAUGGCAUAAUUAUUUAAGCGGAAUCAAAUUUAUUUGGGAAACUGAUCAUAAAGCACUAACACAAUUAAAUCAAAAAGCACAAAUUAACAAACGGUGUGAAAGAUGGAGAUUAAAAAUUUUAGAAUAUGACUUCAAGGUGAAAUACAUUCCUGGUUUAACAAAUUCAAUGCCUGAUUAUUUAUCAAGGUCUCCAGUUGAUGAUGCCGAAGAAGAUCCUGAUGAAGUUUCACUUCUUAUUUCGAAAUCUACACAAACCGAUUUUUCAGAUAUUAAAAAUCAUUCAUCUAUCGUCGCAGCUGUUCAAACUCGUGCGAUGAAAUUACGAAAUCAAACUUUAAAUGAUCCGAAUGAUGGCACAAAAUUAGCACCAGAUUCUCUAACCUCUUCAUCCUCUAAUCAAACAUUGAAUAAUUCAAUGAAAGAGAAUCGAAUAAUUUCAUUUUCCAUUGAAGAAUUAAUUCAAGCUCAACAAAAUGAUAAUUAUGCAAAAAAUAUUCUGAACAAUAUCAAGAAAUAUAAAAAUUAUAUGAUCAAAGAUAAUCUUUUAAUGCGUCGAUCAAAACCGUCAGUUCCUUAUGUACCACAAGGUGAUUUUCGAAAAACAAUUUUACAAAUUUACCAUGAUACUGCAGCUAAUGGUGCUCAUUUCGGAAGAGAUAAAACAAUAUAUAAAAUUAAACAACGUUAUUUUUGGCCUUCAAUGUACAAAGACAUUGAUAAUUACGUGAAAUCAUGUAUUUUAUGUGCUCAACAUAAUCCUAGUCGAAAAAAACCUCCUGGCAAAUUACGACCAAUUAAACCUCCAGAAGGUGUAUGGCAACUAGUAGCUAUGGAUUUUCAUGGUCCUAUUAAUCCAACAUCUCGUCGUGGCAACAAAUAUAUUAUAUGUCUUACGGAUAUUUUAUCAAAAUUCGUGGUAUCAAAAGCAGUACGUGAUAAUACGGCACAAACAGCUGUUAAAUUUCUAAAAGAAGAUGUUAUUUCAAAAUUUGGUACACCUCGAUGUAUCUUAACCGACAAUGGCACUCAUUUUACAUCAACAAUUAUGAAUGAAUUAAUAAAACAAAUUGGAUCAACACAUUUAUAUUCAACACCAUAUCAUCCUCAAUCGAAUGGUCAAGUUGAAAGAUACAAUUCAACAAUGGAUGCAAAAAUUGCAGCUUUAUCCAACAUACAGAAAACAGAUUGGGAUGACCAAUUACCAUUUGUAACAUUCAAUUACAAUACGUCGAUCCAUUCCUCGACCAAACAAAUCCCAUUCGAAAUGAUGUACGGUCGAGCACCAAUAUUACCAUUUGAUUAUCAAGGAGAUAAUGUUACAAUUCAAUAUGAUGAUGAACACGUGAAAAAACUUCAACAAUUUUUAUCAAAAUUAAAUGAACAAGCGAAAUUUAAUAUUAUUAAAAAUCAAGAACGAUACAAACAACGUUAUGAUAUAAAUCGUUCUGAUCCAUCUUAUCAAAUUGGUGAUCUUGUCCUCGUGAAAACACUCAACAUACGUCACAAAUUUGAUAUUCGUUAUGAAGGACCAUUUAGAAUCAUUCAAAUCAUUACACCCAAAACAUUCAUUGUUCAACACGUCAAAAAACCAACAUUAUAUCGUCAAGUUACAACCGACGUGUUACUACCAAUAUUUGAACGAAUGUAUUAA